Myotis daubentonii (Daubenton's bat) is the source of this 1590-nucleotide messenger RNA. It is a transcript of the gene PROCA1, whose product is annotated as protein interacting with cyclin A1. Gene Ontology annotation, molecular function: A2-type glycerophospholipase activity. The record is from RefSeq and is a predicted model, not a curated record. NCBI's taxonomy places the organism in Eukaryota, Metazoa, Chordata, Mammalia, Chiroptera, Vespertilionidae. Gene Ontology annotation, biological process: phospholipid metabolic process; arachidonate secretion.
GCUGGGGGUAGAUCUGUAGAGGAACUAGGAUGGGCCUGAGCGGCCUAGCUAAGGUUUGGGCCUGAGAUUAAAGGUGAGGUACUAAGGUUAAAGUGGAACAAAGGGGGAAGAGCCCUGCAGGCGCUGGGGUGCCCCGGAUGAAGAGCGUGGCUGAAGUUUAGUCUUGGGCUGAGAAGACAUCGCAGCUUAGAACGGGGCUGGGAAGGUGGGUGGAGGGGUGGGACCAGCAUGAGGCAGAGCUGAGGGCUCCAAGGGGGCGAAGCUGACAUUGGGGUUUACGGUUGCCUCGGCCCAGCUGAGGUUCAGAGUCUGGUAGAGAGGAAGAACUGGGCCGAGAGCGAUGUGGGUGAGGACGACAAUGACCGUUGAAAGGUGGACUGAGAAAGAGACUGAGGACAAUGCCAACACCUGGGAUGAUAGCAGCAGUGAUGUAAACAGGUUACCCAGUUGGGAACGAGGACAUCUGCUGGCUGGUGUGGCGUCUAGCACUGAUGCAUCUAUAUUCUCCUCUGAAGCAGCAUCUCCCCUGUUCCCUGGCAAAGUGGACAUGGUAUGUGUGCUGCCUGCAAGGGGUAGGAGGACUCAGGUUGGGAGCGAGUUCAAGGACACUGACAGGUGCUGCUGGAAUCACAAGCAGUGCACUGGGCAUAUCAUCCACCCCUUCACCUCUGACUGUGGUCACUACAAUCUGCACCUGCACUCUCUCAGCCACUGUGACUGUGACUCUAGGGUGAAAGACUGCUCAGAGAAGACAAAUAGCAGCAUCUCCCAAGAUGUAGGCCCAACCUGUUCCCGAGAUGUGGGCCCAACCUGUUUCGACAUCGUCCAGACCCCUUGCUUUGAGCUCAUCCCCGAGGAAGAGUAUGUGGAGCGGUACUGGUAUGGCUGGUGCAAAAGCUUCAGGCCUGUCUCUGUGGCAGUGAUCCACCAUCCCCUCCACCACGAAUUUAGAGAUGACCUAAAUGAAGAAGAGGAAGAGGAGGAAGAAAGCAAGCCUCCCAUCCCGACCGAGGUGGGGCCCACCGCCACCACACCCAAGGACAAAGGCAUAGGAAUGGGCACGAUCAUGGGCACAUCAGACUCGGCCGCUCCCAUUACCAUCUGGCGCUCUGAGAGUCCCACAGAGAAGUCCCAGGGCAGCAGGGUUAUCAAGAAGGUCAAGAAGAAAAAGGAAAAAGAGAAGGAUGAGGAGGAUACAGAUGAGAAGGCAAAGAUGAAGAAAAAAGUCAAGAAGGGCAAGUUGACUAAAAAGAAAAGCCCAGUUAAAUCAGAACCUUCACCUCCAGACUUGAGCAGAUCAUUAAGCCCAAGGGAGCUGGUCAGGCUGUCAGAAUCCAGCCCAGAGAGCCGGGAAGACCUGGAGAGUGAGGACAGUUACAAUGACCCCAGGCAGGAGCCCUCCAGCGAGGAUAUUGUAGAGUCAUCGCCCAGAAAGAGAGAUAAGAACACGGUCCAGGCCAAGAAACUUGGGGCAAAACCCGCUCCAAUCAAGAAAAUGAACAAGAGGAAAUCCCCCCCAGUAUCCAGCCCCAAUCUCAGUUGAGGCCGGGCGACCAGGUGAAGAAUAAAUGCCAUCCAGCCUGUCGCAAA